Molecule: messenger RNA, 1026 nt
Organism: Medioppia subpectinata
Lineage: Eukaryota; Metazoa; Arthropoda; Arachnida; Sarcoptiformes; Oppiidae
Source: the annotation of a GenBank genome assembly
AUGUGGUCACUGAAGAGGUCGUGUGUUUUGGUCACUAAUCCAAUUUAUGGACACAAAUGGCAACAAUUGAAUCAAUUAAGCGCUAAAACAAAUAUAUUUCGUUUUAAUUCAAUUUUCGUCAACCAAUUGAUCCGAAAUGUGACUCAAACGAAGCCAUCAGUCGUUGCUUUGAGUGCGAGGAGUGUCUCGACCACAGAAACGACAACCAAAACCAAGUCAGCGCUGAAGAGUGAAUCUCAGCUCAAAUUGGCUCAAAUAUUAAGCAAUUGUCGCAUCGAUUCGUUCCCUCUCUUCAGAGACAAAGACAUGGAUUCAAAGCAAUUGGAAACCGAUUUCAAGCAUUUGUUUGAAUCGAUGAAAAGGUGUGAAGAGAACCAAUUGAAUCAAUUGGUCUAUUAUCCAAGCGUUACCGCAAUCCUCAGCACAACAAUGUCUGUCCAGUCUUUGGUCGCUUUGGAUAAGUGGAAGAAAUUGAAAAUCAGUCAAAUCGGUGAACAGGGGUUCAGAGAUUACCAGAAGAAUAUUCUAAGUCGAGGAAAACUACUUCAUCUGAAUAUCAAAAACUUUCUGCAAACUAGAGAUGAGUCGAGCCUUACGUUGAAUGAAAGCAUUGAGAAGUUGUGGACGAGUUUGUCUCACGUCUUGCCAGACAUUCGUGACGUCCAGUUAUGCGAGACUGCAGUCUCUCAUCCAUUCCUCUACUAUAAAGGUAUUGUCGAUUGUGUGGCCUUUUAUUCGGGAAAACUUGUCAUCUUUGAGUGGAAGACAUCCGAAAAACAAAAGCCCACUUUGAAAGACAUUUAUGACAAUCCCUUACAAGCGGUCGCAUAUAUGGGUGCCCUUAACUACGCCCCCGACAACUGCCAGUCCAUCAAAGAAGUGGUUCUCGUCUACGCUUAUGAGGACGGAUCCAAGUGUCAGAUCCAUCACUUAAACAGUGAACAGUGUGUGAAAUAUUGGGGCCAAUGGUUGGCACGAGUAAAAGCCUAUUGGGAUUUGAUUGCCUUUAAGUCAACCACUGGUUAA